Onychomys torridus (southern grasshopper mouse) is the source of this 464-nucleotide messenger RNA. RefSeq names its product transmembrane protein 249 (gene Catsperq). Lineage: Eukaryota; Metazoa; Chordata; Mammalia; Rodentia; Cricetidae. Bases 1 to 357 code for a protein of 118 amino acids. The record is from RefSeq and is a predicted model, not a curated record. The transcript has 3 exons.
AUGGAUUCAGAGCUGGGAAGGGCCAAUAGAGUCCAUCUGGACGCUCUGGGAGGUUGGGGCCCUGGCUUAGUUGCUUGUCUAUUGCUAGUCUAUGGCAGGUGCUUCUUCCAGCUGGUCCUUUGUGGUCACAAGUUAGAGCCACUUGUACUGGUGCAGCUGUCAGAGCGCUAUGAGCAAAUGGAAUUCCUGGGCCGGCACAUUGCCCGGAAACUCAACAUCAACUACUUUGACCACCUGGUUGCCUCCUACCGUCACGUAGUCCGCCACUGGCCACUGGGGGCGACCUUUAACCCUGGCAUUGUGCAGCGAAAAACACAAGCCUACACUAAGUCAAGUGUUACCGACCUGGAUGUUUAACCCCCGGGGCCUGAACCCCAGCCUCCUUUCCCCUGCACUGUCGUCCCCCCCCCCCAGGGACUGCCAGCCAGCCCCACCUGCUAGCCUUCCUCUUACUAAAAAAGCUG